Molecule: messenger RNA, 39225 nt
Organism: Pelobates cultripes (western spadefoot toad)
Lineage: Eukaryota; Metazoa; Chordata; Amphibia; Anura; Pelobatidae
Source: the annotation of a GenBank genome assembly
AGCUGCUCACACAGGAAGCCUUGAAGUUUGAAUCCAACUGGGUAGCUAUAUAUAUUUGUUUGUAAUAUUCAAUCUCGGACUAUUAAUGUGUGUCAGCAAUUAGAAUGUUACCAGCAGACGUGGAAUGCCACACUGAUACAUAGAUUCGGUCGGUAAAGUGAUGUUCGAUUUAACCCUUUGAUCGUCACUGCGGCAGUAUUUACUUUUUCCUUGACAAGAUUAGCACUCCAUUCAUGUGUUGCUGGCACUUUAUAAUUGCAACAAGUACCCAAAAGGGUGACGUAUAACCAACUGAAACAAGCUGGUGUGGCAAAAUAAGUUGGGGUUGACUGAAACGUACCUUAGAUUGAAUAUGGUAUUUGGGGAAAAAAACUCAAAGACGUAUGAGAAUCAGUCCUUAAUAAUGUGGAUUUUCAUUUAUUUCCAAUGUGAUGAUUCUGUUUGAUACAUUGAGAGCUAGUUUCCUGGUAGCCCGUUUUAUAUGACCAGGUUAGGUUAUAAUUAUCAAAAUUUUCCCUCUUAAAAUAGCAUGAUACCACUUGAUUUUCUGCCGCAGGGGAGACUGUAACAAGCGAGCUCUUUCAAUAUAUUUGUGCAACUUUGUAAUGUAUGUAAGAUGCAUGAUUUCACAAAUACACUGUUUGUGUGUACAAUGCAUUCGUAGUUAUAGCAUGUUUCAAUUGUACAGUAGUUUUUUGUUUUAAAUGAAUAAGCACUACCAUGGAUUUUCCUGUAGUUUAUUUUUUAUUUUUUCUAAAAUGUAUCACUAUAUGAAUGUUACAAUAUUUAGUAUUUUAUUAGUAACUUAUUUUGUUUGUAGUCAGCAUUAUUCUGAUGGUAACUCAAGUUUAAAUAGGACAUCUUAAAGGCUUAAUAUAAGCACCCCCAUUACCACUUUAGUUAUUUGAAGUGGCCAUAGUGUCUGGAGUUUGAUUGUGCAGUAUUUUACUAUAAAACACUACACAUAUAGAGUUUAGCUGCUUUGCUGCAUCAAUGAGGCAUCAUUAGUCACCUGGCAACAAGGGCUCCGGGUGGAUAAUAUCAGUUCUCUGCAUAGUGGAUGUCUGUAGUUGGCAUGCUGGCAUCUGGUGUCCAAAGGUGAUACUGCUUGAUGUCUACUAGCCCUGUAGUUUGCUGUAAUAUCAAACUGUUUAAAAAUGGUUUGACAUAAACUGAAAGUUUUCCUGGUGCCCAGGACCGCCCCUAUUUCAGCUGCAUUAAUAAUAGAUAAAUAACACGUCUACAUUAGCGGGGUCAAUUUUAUCCAACCAAGGUGAUGGUGAUUGGCUUGGAGAACCAGGGUUGGUCAACUCAGUGCUGUAAGCCAAUCAAUGUCAUUCAAAUUAGAAGUAAUUUACGCUGACAAUGACAAAGUGUUAAGUCUGUAUUAAUAAUGUGAGGCUGAGAUGUACCAUGAAAACCAUAGUUUAUUUUACUGUAAAGUAGGGGUUAGAAGUAGAAAUGUUACAUUUGUGCAAUAAUCAACCAGUGGGAUGAUUAUUGCAUGGCACUAGCCAAUAGUUAAGCUUUUUUUUUUUUUUUUUUUUACGGUAUCCACCUCCCCCCCCCCAAAAAAAGUGGUUCUUUACCAUUUCUUUGGUUACACACCAAGAUGUAGUGUGCAGCACACAGGGCUGGCACACAACCACCUAGGGUGAAGCUAGUGGCGGAACUAUAUUGGUCACUAAGGUUGCGAGAGCAACCGGUCCCCUGUGUUCUGCCUAUCAAGGCCCCCAGGAGGCAGCCAGUUGUUCACUAAGGCACAGUAGCCACCUGCUUAUUUGAACAGCAGAUGUGUACUCUGCUGAAAUGCAGUGUGUCCAGGGGAGGGCUGAGCAUGGGCUGCGAGGGAGCGCUGAUGCUGUUGCUCUUUCUCACUGCUCAUCGUCCAACCUCUGUGGUGAUGCCGGGAGCCAGAAUAUGACAUCACUAUGGCCAUAGCAUGAUGUGAGGAAGAACAAAUAGACACAGUUAAGUCUGAAAAUAUUUGCUCCCAAGAAUGGUCAAUUAAAUAAGGGAGGAGGUAGAGCACUAGACAGGAGGUGUGUGUUACAUGAAGAGUAACACCCACAUAACUGAGGAAAUGGCAGUGCUGAAACAGCGGUGUGGUGAGUGAGAUCUCCAUAUUUUGACAGAACACACACACUCGCUCACCAACACACACACACACACAUGCACGCUCUCUCACUAGCAGGCACACACACACACGCAAGCUCACUCACUACCAGACACACACACGCUCACUCACUAGCAUCUUGUGAUUCUGAGCAGUUUGUAAUAAACAUGGUCUAGAUAUUCUGUGGCCAGCCUUUACUUUUCCCUGCGAACGAGUCAUUGGCACAAGGCCACACCUACAAUGGAACGGAUAUGAUGAUAUGCUUCUAAAAUCUCGCCUUAGAGGGAUCUGGUUGUAUAUGCAGUGGAGAACCCCAGGCUUUAUCAAACUGUUCCAAAACAAUCUGACAGAAUUCAUGAUUGGUAUGCACCGAUUAAUAGAGCUAUAACCAAUGACACACGCAGACACACAAGUGCACACACAUGCUCACUCACUAGCAGGCGCACACACACAUGCAAGCUCACUCACUUGCAGGCACACACACACAAACACGCAAGCUCACUCCCUAGCAGACACACACAGAAGCUCACUCACUAGCAGGCACACACACACGCCCACUGGAGGUGGAGCUUCCAUUUGGGGCGGGACUUUCAUGCGGUGGCAGCCGAAAUUGCUGUAAAUGGUGAAGGAAGACUGACAGGUCUCCCUCCCUCCUGCCGCACCAGCUCUUUUCUCCCCUCGGACUGACACAGGCUGGCACAGUCCGAGGGGGAAAUAUUUAAAUGAAAUUAGCCAGGGUAAGGGCUGUGUGCUUGGCCCCAGGUGCCGCGGCCCACCUGGAAAUUUCCCGUAGGGCCAGUCUGACCCUGUAUAUGUUGUAUUCAAUGUAUUUCAGGGUGAUUUAUGUAAAGUAAAAAAUUGCUUGUGUUGUACACUUAAAGGAACUUACAUUUUCCUGUGAUACCGAUUGGGCUGUAUGUCUGCUGAUGUGUGCCUAAGUAAGUAAAAUGUCAGAAGCAAAAUAGUAAUUUUCCAUGCAAACUCUGUUUAGCUCUUGGCAGCAGUUGCUAAACCACACUGUAAAACUAUAUUAAGAACUAGGUUUUCCAAACCAAGAUAUUUUCAGUUCCGCCCAUACAAAAGUGUUAAAGAUGCAUCUAAUUCACUUUUAAAGGAACAUUAAGAACUGCAUACAUCCUCUUUACAUUUCCUACAUUUUGUUAUGUGUGUGUCUGCCUCUGUAGAGUCAACAACUAAUUCAGGAUGCAUGAGUUAGGUUGGGACUGUGAGAGUUUUAUAUAAUAAAUGUUAGUUUUUUGAUUGUAAUAGACAUCAUUGUAGUUGCUUGUUGUAUAGAAAAUCUGUUCUUAGCCUGUUUUACUUAGAGAAGGCAAAAAGGCUAUUAAUCAGAAAUGGAUAUUUGAAAGUACAGACUGAUACAGGAGUUCCUUACGACCAGCUCUCUAGCAUAGGGAUUCCCCACAUUAGAGAACUGGUCUAUGUUCAGGGAUUUUCCCUGAACAUAGAUUAGAGGGAUUCCCUGCUCUGGUGCGCUUGUGUACAUUCGGGUAAAUUUCUCCCGAACAUAAAAAAAUGCACCAGAGCAAGGAAUCCAUCUAAUCUAUGUUUGGGGAAUUUUUCCCUGAACAUAGAUUUGAAUGAGUCCCUGCUCUGCUGCGCUUGUCUAUGUUUGGGGAAAUUUCCCCCAACAUAUACCUGCACUGGUGCUCAUGCUCCAUAGCGCACCCUCCUUUACCGAGCAAUUCGUUUUAUGACCGAGUCAUUAUGACUUAGUGAUUAUCGUUUUUAAACCAUACAACCAGAGCUGGGGAAAUGUAUGAAGGCAGAACUUAGAUGUAUUUUUUUUCCAAAGCCUAUAUUUACUAUGUAUUUUAAAAGUUGCAUUUAAACGACGUUAUUCAUUAACCCCGAAUCAAGAAUUAUUGCACCUGAACCACAAACCACCAGUCUUUCCUUUAACCUCAGCCAAUCUUGAAAUAAGUUUCCCAGAGCUCCCAUACCUUUUGUGAAGGUCUUCAUGUACCCCCGGCAUUGAGAAGUUACUUUAUCCAUUAAAUAGGUAUAUUUACGUUGUAGUAGUACUGUUGCUAUGGAGGGAUGCUGGACGAGUGCCCUUCUGAUCACUAGGAUGGGUUUGUGGAGAUUCGUACAGCUAUCUACUAUAGGCUUGGAUAAUAGAAUAACCCAUGUAUCUAGGUCUAUAUGUUUAUGAACAAUCUGGGAAGCGAGGUCGCAUACCUUCCUCCAAAAUACAGUCACCUGUGGGCAACUCCUACACAUGUGGCUAUACGUUCCCCUAGUCUCAAAUAGCCCAUAAAUCUGUCUGAGUUUUUCGCAUAUGAUACAAUUUAACAGGUGUGGUGUACCAUCUAAACAUUGUUUUGUAGGAUCAGUUGUGGAAGUAACGUACAGGGGACGCUGGUGCCACAGGAUUUUUUGCCCCCCUAUCACAAUGGUGGCCAUAAGAUAGAUCACCAUCUGUCGUAAAUUUCUCACAAUGCUUUGACAGCUGGGGAACUACCAUUUUCCCAUGCUUGCAGAGUUGUAUGUAGAAAUAUUCAAAGGCAAGUGUUGCGCUCAAAAUCCCUCUACUCCUGGGUAGCAGCAAUGACCACAGUAUACAUCAGCCCCAAUACAAUGAAAACCAAAGAAAAAAGUUAAUAGUGCAAUAUCCCAAAUCCAUAUUCAUAAUUACAUAACUGCAGGUUUUUAAUUCCACUCUAAUGGCCGUGAGGUGGAAGCUCACCUGCCACGUCAAGGCAAACCUUUAAGGGGAGUCCUACACUAACAAUUCACCCUGUUUCCUUCAGCGUAAAGUAAACAAUCUGAGACAGAGAGGGGUAUUUCUCUAAACUCCUGAGCAAUGUUUGUGUGUUUGAAUGUAAGCAUGUUUUUAUAUGGAGUGUUUGUGAAUGUAGGGGUGUAUAUGUAGUGUUGGCAUUGGAAUGCAAGUAUGCAUUUAUGUGUAGUCUUGGUUUCCAAAUAUUUGAUUUUGGUGUUUAAUACAGAGGUUUGUUUGUAUGUAGUGUUGGCGUUUGAAUGCAGGAUUGUGUUUGUAUGUAGUAUUGUAGUUCUAAUGCAGCAGUGUAUUAGUGUUGGCAUUUGAAUGCUGAAAUGUAUGCACAUAUACACAUACACUGUCACACACACUGAAGCAUAUGCAGAUGCACAAAUACACAGAUACACGCACACACACUGACAGAAAAUACAGAUACGCACACUGACACACAUACACGCUGACAGACAUACAUAUAUAAAUGUAGGUCAAAAUUUACCCUUUUGUAGUCACCCUUUGGUUUCCUACCUAUGUAGUUCUGGUGGCUUUCCCGGAGGCCAGUGAGCUGGCUUAGGUAUAGGAGUUAGGGGCUGGCUCUCCUGGCCCAGCCCCCUCCUCUUCUCUGUCUUCUGCUGCUCUGCUAUGUGCCCCCCUCCUCUUUGCUCUCUCUGCGCGGCUCUGGUCGCUGUGAAAGGUAGUGACCUGCUGUCACUUCCUCCUAGGCUGCCAAAAAGAAGGGAAUGCUGGUCGUGCUGUUAAAGGGCCACAGCGUCUGACCAGGCCCCUGCUGACAAAUGCCUAUCAGGUGGCCUCCUUUGUGUGUGGCCCCAGUGUUGCCGCAUCAGCUGCACCGGCUGUAGUUCAGCUACCAGCGAUGUAUUUAAUGUGAGGCGAACAACAUUUGCCUUGGGCGGCACUUUCCUGGAGGGAACAAAAAAUGUCGUCCCCAAACGCUCUGGUCUUGCUAGCCUUGUCCUGCAGGUGGCGAGGAAGUGCAGAUCUGUGUUGUCUUUCUGUAGUGAUGCCGGGAGCAGGAAUUUCUAAGCGGCACUAGGAAGCUGAACAAAAAGAUCACAGCUCCCUCGCCACCUACUUUGUGUGCCUGCCUGCCCAGCAGUUCAUGCAGCCUGGCCAACAGCCAGCCCAGCAGCCCCACUGGACCCCAGGUAAAGAAUCCACUCCAGCUCUAAUAAAGGUAGGGAGGCUGGGUGGAUUUAAAUUAAAAUAUACAACAAAAAUGUACAUAUAUAUUUUGUGGGUGUUGGGGAAAAUGUGUAUGUGUGUGUGUGUCUCUGUCAAUGAGUGUCAGUGUUUGAGUGAUUUUGUCUGUCAAUGUGUGUCAAAUCAGUGAGUGCGUGGCUGUCAAUGUGUGUAUGUCAGGGUAUCUUAGUGUGUGUGUGUCAGUGUAUGUAUGUCAGUGAAGUGUAUGUUGGUUAAACAGUGUGUGUGCCAAUGACUGUAUCUGUCAGUCAGGGCCCUUUGAAGGAAUUUGGGGGCCCCAAGCAAAACAGACAUGGAGGCUCACAAACUCUUACUCCUUCCCCCCUCCCUAUGUUCUUCUUACUACUCCCCCCUCCCCUUCCCUAUGUUCUUCUUACUCCCGUCCCCCCCAUCCUGUGUCCUUCUUACUCCCCUCCCUGUGUCCUUUACUUCCCCCGUGUCCUUCUUAAGUCCCCCUCGCUGUGUUCUUCUUACUCCCCCCGUGUCCUUCUUACUCCCCCUCCCCCUCCCUGUGUCCUUCUUACGCCCCCUCCCCUAUGUUCUUCUUUUUACUCCCCCUUUGUUCUUUUUACCCCUCCCCAUGUUCUUCUUAGUUCUCACCUCCCCUUCCCUGUAGCAUGGCCGAGCUCCUCUUCCUCCUGGCUGUCAGUCUGCAGUCCUCAGUGUGCACUUCCUGUCAGUCCGGCCAGGAACAGUAAACUGAAUCUCCUGUACCGCACGGUACCCGGCUGGACUGACAGGAGGAAGAGAAGCUCGGCCACGCUACAGGGAAAGGGAGGUGACGAGAGAGGAGUGCUACAGCCAUCUGAGGCUCUCUAUAGAGCGCUCAGGCGGCUGCAGCCUUAUAGGAAGCGCCAGCCCUGCUUGGGGCCCCAGGCGAGCUCGAGGCCCCAGCAAUUGCUUGGUUUGCCUGUAUGGUAGCGACGGGCCUGCUAUCAGUGAGUGUAUGUCAGUGCAUGCAUCAGUGAGGACGUGUGUCUUUUGGUCAAAGUGUAUGUUGGUGUUUAACAGGAAGAGGUGAGGCCUUGACAGGAAGGGAUUGGGCAAAUUUAAAUUAGGUGGUUCCCAAGUUUCAUCAUGUCUAGGGCAGCACAAAUCCAAACUACACCACUGUCCGCCACUGCGUAGGAUUGUUCCUGCAUUGUUACACAAAUGGAAAUUUUGCUAUAUGCCUCCCAUAUGGCCUGGUCUAAAAAAAGUCUGAGGAUGUGAGAGUAGUCCGACUGAAGUUCAGUGAAUGCAAUAAUCGUGUCCCUGUCAUACAGAUGGCAAAUCCUUUGUAUUCCCGCAUGUUCGGUGCCUUUAAAAUCCAUCGCUCUCAUUCCCGGAAUAUAUGUUAUGUUUCAUAGUAGAGUCAUCGUAGUGGAUGGAGUGGACAUCAGAUAAGUUUUUCUAGCAGUGUUAACCCAGAUUGGUAUGAAAUUAGUCACAGAUGGAGUUAGUAUGUAGCAAAACUCUAUGUUCCUUAGGGGCCCAAAUGUAAUACGGUGGUAGAUCUGCUCCCAUCAUGAGGGACUCCACUUUCUUUCAUCGGGAGCGUGCCACACUAAAACCUAUGCUAAUUGAGCUUCUAGGAGAAAACUGCAAAUUUAAGGCACAAAAUAGCUUAGCUAGAAAAAAAAUUUCAGGUUGGUUGGUUUUUUUAUUUUUUUAUUUUUUUUUUAAAUAUAUUUUAUUGAAUUUUAAAAGAAUUGGGUAAGGAGUACAGAAGAGAAAGGAAUGUACGGGUAUGUUAAUGCUUGGAUCCACCCAGUGAUCAAAUAUAUAAUAUCCAUUCCUCCUCCUUCUCAAUUAGUUCCUUAUAUCAACAUUUCACCAACAUAUGAGGAGCCCCAGGCAUUUUCUCUUAAGUGUCAUUCCCUAAGCGUUCCCGUCUCUCUGUGUCCAUCCCCUCCUCUAACUAUAUGGGGUGUAUAAACUAGGGAAGGUUAGGUUAGGUUAGGUUAGGUAUGUGGAAGGGUGUCGGUCUACCAUUCAAGGAGAUACGUGUUUAGGGCUCUGUGUCUCUAGGACUUAGAGAUUUAAAGGCCUGUUGUCUCCAGGUAUCCCAUCGGGCCCAUGCCGCUCGCCACGUCUCCCCCUUAGGUCUUAAGUGUCUUGCUUCUGUCUCAUACUGUUUUGUGAUGUCUAUUGCCUCCAAACAUUGCCCAAUCUCAGGCGGGAGUUCCUUUAGCCACAUCUUCCCUAUUAUUGUCAAGGCUGCCAUGAUGAUGAUACAUGACAUGUAGAAUGGUCUUGGGGAGGCCCCUAGGCAGUACCAGUAGUAAAUACGUCUCUGGGCAAUGUGGAAGCUGUUUGCCUGUUACUGCCUUUAUCGUGUUAGAGAUAUCGCUCCAAAACCUCGUUAGUCUUGGACAAGACCACCAUAUAUGGAUCAUAGAUCCAGGUUCUGUCCGACAUCUCCAGCACAAAUUAGAUCUCUCUUGGGCCAUGUUAUGCAAUCUUGUGGGAACCAUGUACAUCCUAUACAACACUUUCCUACUAAGCUCUACAUGGGAUGCAUUGAGAGUGAGAUUUUUGUGUGCAUGGAAUAUAUAUGUCCAUUGUUCGUCCGAUAAGGUUUUGUGUAGGUCCUUUUCCCAUGACCCCCAAGAACGAUGGUCUCUCUAUGUUGUCAUAUUUUGUUAUUAGUCGGUAGAUAGUCGACAACAGUUUAGGGGGACAUUUCGGGGCUGAGCACAAUUUCUCCAGUUCGGUUAGUAAGGAGUUCGGCUGUGUGGUGUCUCUUUUGAUACUCUUCCUUACCCAAGAUUGCAACUGCAUAUGUGAAUACUGUGCUGUCACUGGGUGUUUAUAGUUUUGGACUAUGGAGGCAAAAUCUAAGAUCCGAUUCUCUGCUAAAACCUGGAAUAUAUAUUUUGCCCCGUGCUUGUGCCACAACCCAUACUCAAAGUCAGGGAUAAAGAAUGGCACAGCUUGUAUCUGCAUAGCAGGGGAGAUAUAAGUAUCACUGCGGCAUCUUACAAGGGCUCUGUCCCAUACUUGAACCAUCGCUGCUAUUGUUGGGCUAAUAAUGCAAAAUUUCGGUCUAUGUAUUUUAGGUAGCCAAACCAGAGUGGGUAGGGACAGAUCCCUUAUUUGUGCGGAUUCUAUAGUGUUCCACUUCCUGGGGUUUCAUCAAAAUAAGUGGUUAUCAUUGUGCUCAUCACGGCCGCCGCGUAGUACCUCGCUAUAUUUGGCAACCCCAAUCCGCCCUCUCUAUAUGGUCUAUACAAGGUUUUAGCUGCUAUCCUAGAUUUCUUCCCUCCCCAGAUAAAUUGAUUAAUCACCUGUUGUGAUUCCUUAAAAAAGGAGCUUGGUAAUCCGAUCUGUAGGGUUCUGAAGAGGUAUUGCCACCUUGGUAGGACCAUCAUUUUGACGGCGGCUAUUUUACCCAUCCACGAUAGAUACUUAUGCUUCCAAUUGUGGAGCUGUUGUUUAAUUGAGUUAUGUAGUUUUAAGUAGUUUGCUUUAUAUAAUUGGUUUGUUUGGGGGGUUAGUUUAACCCCUAAGAAAGUUAGGUGUGUUUGUCGCCAAUCGUAGGGGUGGGUAGAUUUUAAUUCUAAUAGUUGAGAUUUGGUCAUGUUGAGGCCCAUGGUUUGUGUUUUAGUUGUGUUCAGCUUGUAAUAGGAGCAAUUGCUGAAUUCUGUUAAGACCUGUUGCAGUUUGUGGAGCGAAGUUUCUGGUUGAGUCAAUGUGAGCAUUACAUCGUCGGCAAAAAGGGUAAUUUUAUGCUCCAUCCCUCCUGGUAACACUCCGUGGAUAUCUUGUGAGUUUCUUAUGUGCUGUGCUAAAGGUUCCAGCGCCAGUAUGUACAGCAGGGGGGAUAACGGGCAACCUUGCAUUGACCCAUUGGAAAUGGGAAAGGGUUUAGAAGUGAAACCUCCGUUGGAUAUUUUUGCAGUUGGAUUACUGUAGAGCGCUGAGACUAUCUUAAUGAAGCAUUCUGGGAAGGCCAGUUUCCUAAGUACAGAUUGUAGGUAGCCCCAGUGCAGUCUGUCAAAUGCUUUUUCAGCAUCUAAUGACAGCACCACACCUGGUACUCCCGUUCUCUGUAUAGUGUGGAGAAUAUUAAUCAAUUUCCUUGUCCCGUCAGAACCCUGCCUCCCCCGCACAAACCCCACUUGAUCCUCAUUUAUCAACUUGGGUAAAAUAGACCCCAGCCUGUUUGCGUAGAUUUUGGCUAAUAUCUUUAGAUCUGUAUUUAAGAGCGAGAUGGGGCGUAGAUUUUGGCUCCUAUUGGGUGGUUUCCCAGGCUUUGGCAGGGUUGUGAUAUGCGCUAAGAGCAUGUCUUUGGGAAUUGUACCGGAGGUUCGUAUGUAGUCUUAUAGCAAAUGUGAAAAAGUUUUAUAAUAAAGAUUGGUAAACCCGUCUGGUCCAAGAGAUUUCCCCCUAGGGAGCGAUUUAAUUGUGAGUUCAAUUUCUGAUCUUGUGAUGGGUCCUGCUAGUACCGCUUGGUCUGGGCGUGUGAUCUGCUGUAGUUGGACUUCACCUAAAAACAGGUCUAUUUCUGCUUGGGACGGUUGGUGUGUCUGUGCAUCUGUUUUUAAAUUGUAGAGGCCCUCAUAGUAGUUCGCUAGUGUAUCAUUAAUCAUCUGUGGGUCAUACAACCUAUUCCCCAUGUUAUUAAGGAGAAAUGGAAUCUUUGCGUUUUGUCGUUGUUGCCUUAAUGACCUUGCCAACAUUUUCCCCGCUCUAUUCCCUUGUACGUACAUCGUUUGCUUUAGGUUAUGUGCUAUAAGGGCUGUUGUUCGCAUUUGCUUCCUAUUUAAUUCCUCACGAAUGCCCUCGAUGUGUUGUUGUGUGGACAGCGUUGGGGCUUUAGUUUGUUUAGAGGUUUCUUCCCUUAGGGAUCUCAAUAAGUCUAUGUAUUCUUGUUUGGAGGUUUUGUUAAGGUAAGAUGCCUGACUAAUCAAGAGGCCUCUAAUUACUGCUUUAUGCGCUUGCCAUUGUGUGGUUACUGGUCUGGUGUGCUAUUAAGUUCGAAGAAGGUAGUUAUUCCCUCUUCCACUUUGGAUUUCAGAUCCCCAUUUAGAAGGAGACUAUCCUUCAAACGUCACGUAGUUGUCCCCUGCGAUGGGAAAGUGUCCUCCAGUGUCAGAUGCACUGGAGCAUGGUCUGACCACACUAUAUUCCCUAUCUCACUAUGUUUGACUUUUGGCAAUAGGUCCCCCGAGAUGAAGAUAAAGUCUAUAUGGGUAUACGUUUUGUGGAUUUGGGAGUAGAAGGUAAAUUCUCGGCUGUUCGGAUGUUGUGCUCGCCACGCGUCAUACAUAUGGUAUUCUGACAAGAGUUGUAGCAAGAGAUCUGCCUGUUUUCCCACUACUUUUUGCCGGUGUGGCUGUAUCAUAGCUGUGGUGUCCAUGCGGGCAUACAGUACAUGAUUUAAGUCCCCGCAUAUAAUUGUAGACGCCUGCACCGUAUCAGGAAUUUUAGAGAGCACCUUCCGUAGGAAGUGCCACUGGUGUUCAUUCGGGCUGUAAAUACCUACCAAGUUAUAAAUGGCCUCAUUAAUUCUAUAGUGCACUAUAAUAUAUCUACCCUAGGCAUCUUUUUUGGUAAUAGCUCAUAUUAUAAUGAUGAGUGGAUUAGUAAGGAGAUGCCUCUGGAUUUGGAAGCGUGGGUAGAGUGAUACUGUAUGGGAUAGUCUUUGGUGGCAAAAUUGGGAACCCUAUUAUGUGCAAAAUGGGUCUCUUGGAUGCAUAUAAUAUCUGAGUGUCUGUGUUUGGCAUCCUCUAGGAGGAGCCUUCUUUUGUGCGGCGUGUUUUAAGCCACGAGCAUUAAUAGUAUGUAUCCUCAUACAGUGAAUAUUGUUGUACUGUCUCUAAGUGUUAUAGUAGACUCCCGUACUGGCUCAUGAAGCGUCAGAGGGACAACCCGGGGGCCCAACUCGAGGUCCCAGGGGUGCCCCUCCAACUGAGUGCCCGAACGGUUUGCCCAUGCGUGCCAACCGGCAACAACAUGUGGGUCUAUAAGUCUAGGUAUAUAGUGAGCUGCUUGAUUCGUGUAACCGAUUUGGGUGGAAGCGUGAGGGAUGGAGGGAAAGGGAAGGUUAAACUGAAAAACUAUGUACAGGACGCCUCUUAGGGAGACGGAAUGUGGAUCUUCCACACUUGGGGUAUAGUGGAGAGAUCGUCUCUCCAUCAGCAUGGCUGUGUGCACCUCUGUAAGUGCAUCUCCUCUGCUGGCACAGAGGACAUGUUCCGCAUAUGUGAUGAGUGGUAUGAUAAUGAGACAGUCAGGCCCCGCCCAAGCCCACCUCCCCAGGCAAACCUGAGAAACCGUCUGGGACGGUGCGGAGGAUCCAUCCAAGGGCAGCCAACCUGCAAUGUCCGGGCUAGAGCCCCCGUCUGUCCCACUCUUUCCCACAUGGGAUCCGGCCGCGGUCAGUUUUUCUUGGCAGCCUUUUUCCACUCCGCAGUAAUAUUCCCCGCAGAUUUAGCUUUUGACACUGUCUGUAUCAUUCGUAAGUUCCAGGCUCUCAACUGUUUUACUCCGUCGUCCGGAUUCGCGAGGGUGAUGAUGCCUCCAUCUUUGAUGACCAAUAGCUUCGUGGGGAAGCCCCACUUAUACUUAACGUCAUGCUCCCUCAGUGUGGCUGUGAUUUGUUGGAAAGCCUUCCGUUUCUUUAAGGUCACCGCUGAUAGAUCCGCAUAUAUUUUGAAGGUAGGAUAAUCUGGCGGUGGUGAGGCCCGCAUCUUGCUGCCUCUAAGAAUAUGCUCCUUUAUGUGGUAAUAGUGUGCCCUUAAUAUUACAUCUCUCGGCACUUCUUGGGGUAGGUACUUAGGUUUAGGGAUGCGGUGGAUUCGAUCUACCAGCAGCACAUAUGCCGGUAAGUCGUCAGUGGUGACCUCCUCCGGGAUACCUCUCAGACUCAAAUUGUUCCUACGAGAGCGAUCUUCCAGAUCCUCCACCUUCCCUUCAAGUGCAUCCAACCUGGCUGCCAUGUGUUCCACAUUAGUGGCCAGGUCAUUAUGGGCCGUAGCAAAUUAGUCGCAUUUGUCCUCCAUGUGGGAUGUUCUCCGUCCCAGCUCCUGAAUUUCUUUCUUCAUAGAUUCCGCCAUGCUCUGCCACGAGGCUAUCAGUUUUGCAGACAGGUUAUCUAGUGCUGAAGCCAGAUCGGCUUUUGUGAUUUGUGCAUUGUUGGUAGGGGUUAGUGGUUCCUGCCCCAAGGGCCCGCCAUUAGACUCCAAUUCUUCAUCGAGGUGUGAGGCCUGCACAGCCAGAGACACAGGUAUUUGUUUCUGGCUAAAAAAAUUUAGCUUCUCCGGUUUCCCGGUGCUCUUUUUGCUCUUAUGAUGAGACAUUGCUAUUGUCCCAUGCAGGAUGGCUAAAUACCACUCAGGAUUGCUUUAGAUUAGGUGCUUGAUGCCAGAGCAAGGGAAUUAUGCGUCCAUCUUGCUCCAAAGCCGGCCACGCCCCCUUCCAGGUUGGUUGUUUUGACAUAAUUAGUGAAAUUUCCCUAUGUAUUCCCAACAAAGAACAGUAUAACCAUAAAAGAAAAGCUCCAGCAAUGUAUAGAUCAGUAAGUGAGUGGCCAGAUUUACCAAAAAGGUAGACUUCAAGCUUUCAGUAUACAGGGAAGUCUUGACACAAAUGCCAUAAAACCUUUUAUAGGAUCAGAGGGAUUUAGCAAGGGACAGACCUUGAUUAGACAAGUGAAAAUUUACUUUACAUUAUUUCAGUACAAAAAAAGAAACAGAAUUUUUUUAAAUCAUAUUUUUUGUGAUUUUUUUUUUUUUUUAAAGUACUCCACGAUAAGGCAAACAAGAAAAACUCACAGGUGAAGCCGCAGGCAGAUUUAUUGCAACAAAAUGCACAGCAACGUUUCAACCUGACUAGAGGUCUUUGUCAAGCCGUGGCCGUUGGGCGUGAGUGCGGUUCCUGCCAUUAACCUUGCUAAAAAGUACUCCAAGCAUCAUUGUAAAGGGUAUAGUGCAGCAUAUUCCGUAUAUACUCGAGUAUAAGACGAGUUUUUCGGCACUUUUUUUGCGCUGAAAAAGCCCCACUCGUCUUAUACUCGAGUCAAUGUCUGUAUUAUGGCAACUUGCAUUGCCAUAAUACGGACCAGGACUGCCGGGCUUGUCCUGUUGGGGGCUGGGAGCAAGCUGUUACCUUUACAGCAGCUCCUGUCAACUCCCUUCUCCUCCGUGCCGUUCAGCUCCACUGUAAGUCUUGCGAGAGCGGCGGCGUCAGGUUACCGUGGCAACGCUCCACGCAGACCGCGAGACUUACACUGGAGCUGAACGGCAUGGAGGAGAAGUGAGUUGACAGGAACUGCUGUAAAGGUAAGUAACCGCUUGCUCCCAGCCUCCCUCCUGCACAGCCCAUCCACUGGACCACCAGGGAUUUACACAGCGCCCCUCCCUGGCCAUGUAUCAAGCAGGGAGGGGGGAUGAAAAAAAUAAAACAUUUUAAUAAUAUUAUAAUAAAAUAAAAAUGUGAUAAUAUUUUUUUUUAAAACUUUAUAAAAUGUAAUAUUAAAAUAAUAAUAAAAAAAUAAUACAAAUGCCCACCCCCCACCAAGGUUGCACACUCUGCAUCACAUACACACACACUGCAUUCAUAUAGACACACACUGUAUACAUACACACACUGCAUUCAUAUAGACACACACUGCAUACACACACACACACAAACUGCAUACACACACACUCUAAGUAAAUAUUCAAUUAAUAUAAUGUUUGGGGGAUAUAAUUUUAUUUAGAAAUAUACCAGUAGCUGCUGCAUUUCCCACCGUAGUCUUAUUCUCGAGUCAAUAAGUUUUCCCAGUUUUUUGGGGUAAAAUUAAGGGGCCUCGACUUAUAUUCGGGUCGACUUAUACUCGAGUAUUUACGGUACUUUACUCCCUGCCUCCUUAUCCAGAGUGACUUGCAAUAAGUCACUGCAAGUAUAACCACAAUUAUAAUAUGAAAUAUCAGGUGAGAAUUGUUCUCUCAGAAAAAGAGUAAUAGUGUAGAUACACCAUAAAUACAGAACUGUCUUGUAAAAAGUUACCGUCCAGGCAGUUAUGCCAUGUUGAUUUUUGUAAUCGUCUGGCACGUGACAGAUGCACUUUAAAGUGCAAAACAAAUAUGCAGGAUUACUAAAAUGCUAUUGAGUCGUAUGUAUCCUUCGUUGUUAUUUUGUAUUGCAGUUUAAGAAGAAAAGAUCUUUGGCUUUUGAGUGAAAUCCUGACAGGUCAUUAGUAGUGAUGUCCUGAACUGUUCGCCGAACGGUACGCCACGGACGCCAGUCAGCUGACACAUUCCAGCCAAUCAGCAGCAGACCCUCCCUCCCAGACCCACCCACCUCCUGGACAGCUCACUAAGAAUGCAGCUUCAAAAUGGAUGCUGUCCAGGAGGUGGGAGGGUCUGGGAGGGAGGGUCUGCUGCUGAUUGGCUGGAAUGUGUCAGCUGACUGGCGUCCGUGGCGAACAGUUCGGCGAACAGUUCGGGACAUCACUCUUCAUUAGUCCAUCAAUGUGCCAGGUUAAAAGAACACCCCUAGCACCUUAAUCUCUACAUAGUAGUGGUCAUGUUGCCAGGAGCAUCUUGCCGACCUCCCAGAGUAAUUUGUUAAAAAAGUUUGACAACUUAUUUUGGGUCUGCCAUGUGCUUGCUGCUUUAAUUGUCUGGCAGUGGAGGGCUAUGCUCAUUGGCUGAUAGCAUCAGCAGAGCCUUUUCAGCCAAUGAACGCAGCCCUGUAUAGUUCCUUCUACGGAAAAAGCUGGAUGUGGUGGGUAAGUUGUCAAACUGUUCUUAAACAGUUUGAUAAAUUACUGUGGGUGGUGGCCAAGGUACUCCUGGCACGAUAUAACCACUACAGUGGGCUAUAAUGGUUACCAUGCUUGCAGUGUUCCUUUAAUACAUGAUAAAAUUAGGAAUUGUGUGUGUGUGUGUGUGUGUGUGUAUAUAUAUUUCUUAAAAUAAAACUAAACUUUGCAUCUCAUGAUGUGGUCUAACAUUGUAACUCAUUAUAGAAAACAUGGAACUCGAGAGGAUGGCUCCGCGGGAAGAAUGGCCAGAUGAGACUGAGGAAAACGAUGAAAAACCUGAAGAAACACCAACUAAUACCUGUUGUGAUAGGUUCCACCAAACCAUCUCUAACUGGAUGCUACCUUCAGACCUCAGAGACUCUUACCUGGAGAGGGCAAACUGCCUGCCACCUCCAAUUUUCAUAAUCUUAAUUAGCAUUGCUGAGGUACAUGGGGAAAUAGCACUAUGAUGUAAAUUAAGUUAUAAUAAUGUGAUAAAUGCUAGUAGAAUUUUGUAUUUAUUUUUUAACUUUCCUCAUCAUAUUCUGUAACAUUGUACAUAUAGUAGCUUUACAAACAAGCUGGCAUAUGGAAAGCAGUAUAGUAGAUAUUAAAAAAAAAAAAAAACACAUCAUUUUAAUUGGUAUAGGAUGUUUGAGGACCCUUCUCUGCUGGGAUGUUGGGGAAAUGUUGCUGAUGUGAUACUUCUAUGGACAUGAGAGAUCAGUAGCUGAUUAGGAAUGUGAGAUGUUGUAGGGCAUGUUAUAUAUAUUUAUUUAUUUAUAAAAUAUUUUACCAGGAUGGAUACAUUGAGAUUUAUCUUGUUUUCGAGUAUGUCCUGCAUCCACAAAAUAUUGCAUUGUUACAAUAGGAUAGAAUAUUACAAAAACACAAUAUACAAACUAUAUAAUAUAUAAGCUAAUAAAUAUAUUCAACCAUGAUAGGUGCAUUCUGUGAUGAGGUAUAUUGCCAUAGAUCUCUUAAAAGAUUUUGGAUUUAAUGAAGAUUUGACUGUGUCCCUGAGGUUAUUCCAUAAUUGUGGUGCUCUGUAGGAAAAUGAGGAUCAAGCCACUUUAUUUUUGUAUUGCGGUAUGCUACAUAUCGUGCUAGUACUGGAACACAGGUUAUAGGAGGUGGGAACAGCUGAGGAGAGUAUUCUACUCAGGUAGGAUGGGAGCUUCCCAGAAAUGCUCUUAUGCUCAAGGCUGGAAAGAUGAAGAGUGCGUCGGGAUUCCAGCGACAGCCAGUUUACCUCUUUUAACAUGUCACAGUUGUGGGUAAAGUAAUUGCAUUCUAGUUCAAAGCGGCAGAACAAAUUAUAUAACGUAUUAAGGUGGGUUUGCGGUGCAGGUGCAUACACUACAUCCCCAUAAUCAAUGACCGGCAUUAGCAUUUGUUGCACUAUGUUUCCUUACUGUAGGGCUUAGGCAGGAUUUGUUUCUGUACAGGGUACCUAGUUUUGAGUAAAGUUUUGGAGAUAUUUUUUCAAUGUGAAGGCCAAGGGAUAGGUUGGGGUCUAGCAGCAUACUUAGAUAUUUAAAAGUGCAGACUUUUUUUUUUUUUCAUAAUCUUUUUAUAUUAGAAAAAGUUUUUGUUGUUUUUUUUUUUUACAUACAUAUGUUUAACACCAUAUACAGCGUAUAAACAAAAACAGACACACACAGGACAUUUUCAUUUACAGCAGUAACCCUUAGCAACUCAGAAAUAAUUCUAAGCAUUUACAGUUUACCCUAAAAAAGAGUUUGAUUGUAUAUCAUCGUAAAACUGCUAAUAUUAUAAAUCUAAACCAUGGUUAGUUUAAAGAAAGAAAGUUUUUUUUUUUUUUCCAUUAUAUUUGUGUAUCAGUAAUUUUAAAGAGCGAGCCCACCUUACAGCUCAAUCGCCUCCUAAAGCUUCUAUCCAUUUGUUAUAUUGAUCUUGUUUAUUUAAGGAGUAUAAAGAAGAACCGUGUAAAUCUUUUUCCAUAUGAAGUUGGAAUAAAAAUUGAUCGAUAAAAUGUCUCCUCUGAAAAGGAAGAUGUGACUUCCAUUGUCUUGCUAUUAUAAUCUUAGUAGCUAAGAAACAAUGGAUUACAAGGGGUUUAGGUGAGAUGGAAGGUAAAUCCCAAUUUAAAUGUAAUAAAGCUGUGUUGGGUCCAUUUUUUUAUUGUUAUUUUAAACUAGGAUUUGAGUAGUUUAAAGGACCACGACCAAAGACAUUUUACUAAUUACUAGUACAAGGGUACCGUCCAGGCAGCCACAUCACCAACAAUGGGGAUUCUGACCUGGAUACAUCCUACUAAUUCUAUGUGGGGUCAAAUACCAUUUGUACAUAAUCUUGUAUUGACAUUCUAUUAGAUUCUAACUAACAGUGGAUAAAUUUGCGGAUAUCCUUAAUUGAAGAACACCAUUCAUUGUCACUUAUAUCAAUAUUUAAAUAAUUUUUCCAUUUAUCUAUAAUAUUUAAGGGUUUUUGAUCAGAAGUAAGUAUCAAAUUAGUGUCUUUGGAAGUAAUUUUCUUAAUUUUAGUAUAGUUAAAGAUAUUUUGAAUAUAAGUAUCGAUUGUAGAUGUUCUUAAUAAAGAUUUAUUCAAAAAAAAUUUGAUUCUCAAAUAUGAGAAUUUCUCUGUUGGGUAGAUGUAAUUUAGCUUUAAUAUCCACAAAGGGUAAUAAUUGGUCUUGUUGCAAGAUAUCUUUGAUACUCCAUUGGGAUUUAUGCCAGUUUUGUAAAGAGAUAUCUUGCAUAUUAUCUUCCAAAACGACCAGAUGACAUGUGUUAAUUAUUUUGUUAGAGAUUUUCAAUUGUCUUUUCAGUAUAUCCCAGGCCCUGAUAAUCUGUGAUUAGAAUUAAGGAUUUACUAUUUAAUUCAUCUGUCGCUUUUUUGUUGCAAUUAAGCCACAAAUAUACUUCUAGUCUAUCCCUUCCGGCAGCCUCUGAUUCAAUUAUAUACCAUAUAUAUUUUUUUAAAACCUGAAGUUUGUAUAUAUGCCCGAUAAUAUUGGCAGAGUAGCAAUUUCUUAUGUCAGGGUAAUUCAAACCCCCUUGCUGAUAUUUUCUGGACAGAACUUUAGAACUAAUUCUGGGUUUUUUGUCUUUCCAGAUAAAGGUCUGAAAGCUAUAUUGAAUCAUAGUUAGCCAACUGUCAGGCAUUUGAAGAGGUAUCAUCCUAAACAGAUAUGACCAUUUAGGGAUAAAAUAGGCGUUUAUUAUAUUAAUCCUGCCUGACCAAGAGGAUUCUAACAGUCGCCAUUCUUUUAGCUUUAUGUUUGUAUAUUUUAGAAGAUUUAAAACAUUUAUUUCCAUAAUUUAUUCUACUUGUAUUGAGAUUGUUGAAAACAUCUUUUGACCAUAUAAAGUCAAACUUGUCUCUAAGAUCUUUAAAACAGUAAUUUUUAACCUUGUUAGUUAGAGCAAUUGAUUUUGAUACAUUAAGUUUAUAGUUAGAUACUUUAGAAUAAUUAUUUAUCUCAUGUAAUACUUGAGGUAAAAAAGAUUCUGGGGAUGUAAGUGUUAAUAGUAUGUCAUCGACAUAGAGUGAUAUUUUUGCUUCUGAUUUGUUGGUUGAAAUACCCUUGAUCUUUUAGUUUGUCCUGAUAUUUAUUGCUAAUGGUUCCAGAGCUAAAAUAUAAAGGGCAUCCCUGCCGCGUGCCGUUUUGUAAAUUAAAUCAGCUUGAUAAAAUAUUUACUCCUACGGUUCUUAAUGUUGGAUUGGAAUAAAGGGCCAUAAUGGUGCCAUGGAUCCAGCCCACGAAUCCAAACGAGGUCAAUACAGCAUCCAGGAAUCUCCAGCUGACCCUGUCAAAGGCCUUCUCGGCAUCUAGUGACAGGGUCAGCAAUUAAAUCUCCUGACGCUCUGUACUAUCCAAUAUAUCCACAAUUCUUCUAGUGCAACCAUCUGAGGAUCUGCCCGGGAUAAAACCAACCUGGUCUGGAUGGACAACUUUUUCUGAGUGUUUUUAAUCUAUGUGUUAAAAUUGCUGCAUACAUUUUCAUGUCUGUGUUUAUUAAUGAAAUUGGUCUGUUGUUUUUAACAUCGGUUUCGUCUUUAUUAGGUUUUAAUAUUGGUAAGAUGUUAGCCUGUAGUAACUCCUUCAGAGUUUUGGCUUUUUUGGCCAUUUCAUUAAAAAGACCGUUAAGGGAGAGACUAUUUCUUUGUUCAUGAUCUUGUAGAAGAGAUUGCUGAAUCCAUCUGGGCCAGGAGUUUUAAAUGAUUCCAAUCUGUCAAUCUCCCUUUCCACCUCAUUAGGCGUGAACUCAAAAUUAAGAUGGUUUAAAUCAAGAUUAGUGACUCUUGGAAUAUCUGUAUCUGCUAAAUAUUUAUUUCUUUGCUAUCUGAAGAUAUAUCGAGAUUAUACAAGUUGCUAUAGUAUUCGUUAAAUAAUUGGCCAAUUUUUUCAGGGGAAGAAUAUGUAAUUUGAUUAUCCAACAACUUGUUAAUCAUGUUAGCUGUGUUUUUGUUUCUUUAGUUUCUUUGUUAAAUUCUCGCUGGCUCUGUUUCCCUGAUAAUAAGUAUUUAAUCUCAGUUUAUUAAUAGUUUUUUUUUAAAUCUUUUCUUCUGUUUUUAUAUCUCUAUCCACUUUUCUACCUCUGUGUAUUGGUUUUGGCGCACAGCCUCAAGCUGCGGUAGCUUGGGUUUGCUAGAGUAGAUUACAGUGUCGUCUGCAUACAUGUGUACAGUUGAGAAUUUGCAGACGUUAGGCAGAUCAUUUAUAAAUAAUGUGAAUAGUAGGGGGCCGAGUAUGGAGCCUUGGAACACCACAUGUGACUGGAAGAGGGCGGAAAGCAUCAGAAAUGGACACAUAUAGCAAUUGGUCUGAAAUAUAUAAUCGAAAACAGGUUAGCGGACGAUCACCAAUGCCUGAGUUUAUAUGUUUUUGCAAAAGAAUGCCAUGGUCUACUGUGUCAAAUGCCUUGGCAAAAUCAAUUAUGUGUAUAUUCAGAAUUGUAUGUUAAUUCUAGAGGAUUCUGUUAACAUUGGGUCUGAUGUAAACAUCAAGGCAUAUGUACUCUAAUUUUGAUAGUGAGAUCAGUAUAGUAAAUCUAGUAGUGAAAUGUAUAAUGCUAACAGGAUGCCUAAAUUAAUUCCCCAUGAUCCAAGUUGCUUGCUUAACUUUUCUGAAUCUUUCAGUGUUGUUUGUUCGGAAAGAGUGCCUACAAUAGGCCUAAAUUGCAGUGUCAACACAGUGUUAAUCCUCCACUAACUCCAUGCUCCAUGAAAUAUCAAAAAUAAUUCCUUUGGCCUAAAACAUUGCGAAGAAUAUAGGAUGUUAGAGGAAGACCUGCUCACCCAAUCAGUCCUAGUCUUUCACAGCUUAAUGAAUCCGGGCAUGAGUAAACCUUCCUGGGAAACAAAUUACUGAAAUGGUUUUAUUAAUUAAUGAAUUUAAUUAACCUGAAUGUUAAAAAUAAGAGUCAUUUAUAGAACAUUUUGAAUCCUUAUUGUCCAAUAAACACAAAUGGUUGAACCUGAGUGCACUAAUGCAGAAAAAAACAAGAGUCUUGAUCCUAGUUAUGGAUUUUUUUUUUCCUCCUACUUAGAAAAGAAAUGUGAUUUAUUUAAAGAGUUGGUUGGUUACAGGACACUGUAUUAAAGGGGAGAGGGAGUUAAGUGAAGUUUGGAAACCGUUUACUGGAAGCCAGUUUUAUGGAUCUUCUGUCCUGAGAUAAUGCUUAUUUUCUUUCUCCGUUAAUUGCUCAAAUAUUUUAUCUUUGGCCCUGUUAAAUUAUUUACCUUUUUAAUAGUCAAACAACUAAUGUGAUGCUAUCUAUUGGCACAUCAUAUAGCAAGUGAAUAAGAGGAAUGAUGCAUUACUAGAAAUUCAGACUGACACAGUAACCUUCUUGCAUGUUUUAUCACGUUCCAGCUUUCAGUAUUCAUUUACUACGCAGUAUGGAAGCCACAGAAACAAUGGAUUACCUUGGGAACUGGUAUCAUGAAUAGCCCCUUGACAUACCGGUAUGAUAAACGAGAAGAGGCAUGGAGAUUCCUUUCUUACAUGUUCGUGCAUGCUGGGUAAGCAUGGCAGCAUAAAUAUUUAUAGUAUCUGUUUUAUAUACUAUGAAAUAAGCACACACCAAAAAUCGUACACAUUUUAUUGUUUACUAUGCAUCAAGCGGUUCAGGACAGUCAUCGGAAACAUCCCCUUGAGGAUCGAUGAUGGUCCUGAACCGUCAUAACGGUCUUGGGGUACUUACCUGAUCGCUGUCGUUCCCCCGGCGGCGAUCAGCGUUUCAUCCAGUCCAGGGAGACUGCCUGUCUGCCCAGACAGUCUCCCCGCGGCAGAUUAGGACCCCCGCGGCCACGUGAUCGCUCAAUCACGUGGCCGCAAUAAGUGCCUGUGUAUCUGCCUGCAGGGGGACUGUCUGUGCUGACAGGCAGUCUCCCUGCAAGUGGAAAAAAUAUAUAUCAUCUAUGUAUAAAUAAAUAAAAAUAAUCCAAAAUAUACAUAUGUACAUAAAUAAUUUCAUAAAUAUACACGUAGACCUCAAAUAUAUAAAUAUGUAUAUAUAUUUAAAUUCUACGUGCAUAUUUAUGUAAUAUUUUUACAUAAUUAAGUAAUUUUAUUAGUUGCAAUUUGAGGGACAUGCCUGAGAACCCAGGCCAAAAGUCCAGAGAAUUUAAUUUGCUAGCACUGUGUUUAACCCUGUAACUUUCUAUGACACCCUAAAACCUGUACAUGGGGGUUACUGUUUUACUCUGGAGACUUCGCUGAACACAAAUAUUGAUCUUUCAAAACAGUAAAACGUAUCAUAGCGAUGAUAUUGUCAGUGAAAGUGAUGUUUUUUGCAUUUUUCACACACAAACGGCACUUUCAGGACACUGAUGAUAUUAUUGCUGUGAUCCGUUUUACUGUUCUGAAACACUAAUGUUUGUGUUCAUUCUGCCGAGUAUAACAGUACCUCACAUGUAGAGGAUUUAUAGUGUUUUUGAAAGUUACAGGGUCAAAUAUAGGGCUUGAUUAGAGUUUUUUUUUUUUUUUUAAAUUUGUCAGAGCGUAUGGUAGCCCAGGAAUGAGAAUUACCCCCAUGAUGGCAUACCAUUUGCAAAAGAAGACAACCCAAGGUAUUGCAAAUGGGGUAUGUUCAGCCUUUUUUAGUAGCCACUUAGUCACAAACACUGGCCAAAGCUAGCGUUUAUUUGCAUUUUUAACACGCAAACAAAUAUAAAUGCUAACUUUGGCCAGUGUUUGUGACUAAGUGGCUACUAUAAAAGACUGGACAUACCCCAUAUUGAAUACCCUGGGUUGUCUACUUUAAAAAAAUAUGUACAUGUGAGGUGUGAUUCAGGGAUUUAUGACCGAUAACAGUUUUACAAUGUCACUAUUGAUAAUUUUAAAAAAUAUAUUGAAACAGGAAUGUCCUACUUGUACUUAUAGUCCUAUAACUUGCACAAAAAAAAAAAGCAUGUAAACACUGGGUGUUUUUAAACUCAGGACAAAACUUUGAAUCUGUUUAGCAGUUUUUUUCAUAAGCUUUUGUAGAUAAGUAAAAGAUUUUUCAAGUAAAAGUCCAAAAACGUGUCUCUUUAUUUUUUAAAAUUUUUCACCAUAUAUAUAUAUAUUUUUUUUUAAAGUCAAAUAUAUGACAUGAUACAAAUAAUGGUAUGUAAAGAAAGCCCUUCUUGACCUGCAAAAAACAAUAUAUAACUUGUAUGGGAACAGUAAAUGAGAGAGCGGAAAAUUACAGCUAAACACAAACACCACAAAAGUGUUAAAACAGCUCUGGUCCUUAACGUACAACAUCGCAAAAACAGGCCGGUCCUUAAGGGGUUAAAGGAACACUAUAGAGUUCUGAUUACAGGUAUGUAUUUCUAACAAUACAAAAUACAAUACAAGUUGCGCCAAGUGAAUCCAAUAAGUCCAAAAAAAUGCUUGAGAUAGUCUUGGUUGGUAACAAUCUGGACUUUAGAUGCUUAUAUAUAAAAACAGAAAAUAACCACUAAUUGUGCUAGGUGUAAGACACAAAACUGAGAUAAUUGGGCUAGCAAUCACAUUUAAUAGGGCUAUAGACCAGCUCUGGGUAAAACAGCAGUACAAUCCCCACUGAUGGAUAUGUAGUUCUAUGGAUCAGUCUCACAGCAUACAUAUGAAUAUAUACAAUCAAAUUUAAAAGCAAACAAUAGUACUUACUUUGUUAAAAUCUAUUAAAAAAUUAAAAAUAGAGCAAUGCACACUGCUCAAGUAUUUGCGCUUGGGUGGUAUGAUCCCCACCAGGGAUAUGAUGUUGAGUAAGCUGUCCAAAGGAUAAUUCUCACCAGGGAUAAGGUGCAGUAGGUUUUUUUUUAACGAUAAUAGGUGUGCAAUAAAAAGCUAAAACUGCUUAAAAGCAUAAAACGUGUAAUAAAUUGUUAAACACACUGGGAAAGGUGAAUAGCAAAUAUAAUGCUUAAAAAGAGUAAAGAAACACAACGCAUUUUGCCAAAAAGGCUUCUUCACUUAUAUAUUUUCCUAACAUUUAUAGCAUUCUCCUCAAUGUUUAGAUUUUUGGGCUGCUGUUGCAAGGCGGAUAGUCGCACUAACUGAGCUCUGUGAUUAAGAGAUUAUUUUACUUUUCUUUUCUUUUGCUCUAGAACAUGGUUUGGACUGUUGUUGUUGCACAUAUGGGUCUGUGGGAGCAAUAUAGGUUGUAAGAUCAAAAGCCUGAAAAGCAACGGUAAGCAUAAACAUCAGACCACUUCUGCAGCAAGCUCAUGGCAUGACUGGGCCCAAGCUAACCUCCCAUCUAGAGGACAACUCUGAAUUAUCUGAUGACCUGUCCCUUGGGACUAAAGAAGACAACAUAACUGCCAUAAUGACUUUAGUACCGGCACCUUUUGGUCCAGAUGACACACCAAUGACAAUAGCAGUUGUAAAGGAACUUUUAGCGGACCUCCAGAAAAAAUAUAUUUUAAUUGACGUGGCAACACUUUGAUUUGAUUUGCAAGGCUUAACGGGCCGACUUGAAAACUACCUUCCUUGACUGUACACACCAAUUUAACUCACCUCAACAAUGCUACAGGGGCUACAGCAACAACAUGAAACGAAUGAAAGGCACUUUGCAGCACUGGAGGAUAUGUGGCGAAGGAAUAACUUAAAUAUACAGGGCAUCUCGGAGGAUAUUACAGCUUCAGAACUGCAUCUAUUACAAUGCAUCCUAGGACUCUUUUGACUCCCUAAAUUACCCAGGGCUCCAGCUGCAGUGCCAAGGCAGAGAUAAAGCCAGAGUUUUGGCGGCCAUCAAGAAGCAAACUCCCUAUACCUUUGAAUCAAUGUGAGGUAUAUUUUAUGCAGACUUCUCUGGAGGUACACUAGUGUGGUGACAGUCACUUCUACCAUUCACAUCCCUGUUCAGAAAACACAACAUUCAAUGUCAAUGGCAAAUGUGUCGCACACUUCUGGUCCAUAACGGUGGCACCAAGCAUGCAGUUCAAGAUGUCCAAGGAGAAAUAGCCCUAUUAGCAACACUGGGACUUCCUCAGGACUCCCUUAACUAUAACUGGAACUGAGCAGUCAAUUGUGUACCCCAAUAAUGGGAUCUGGUGAAUGUAGCCAUGUUUACCUCAAGACAGUCCACACGCGACUCUCAUGCUGCAGUUACAACUAACACAAUGCCCUAGCUUAAUGUGGCAUUAACAAGUUUGAUUAAUGUUUUUUGUUUCAAUGUAUUAGUCUUUAAUUAGUGUGCUUUUCCAAUCCAUCCCUUGCCCUCAGAUCGAUUGGUUUAAAUACCAAAUGUAUAGCCCCCCCGCCCCCAGCACCCACCUUGAAGUAUUACUAAUAGGUAACCAUAUAGAGUAUCACUAUAGUAAGACGUAAAAUUUAGGUUCUCCUCAGUCGAUGCUUUAUCAUCUAGUGAUGUAUCUAAUGUUCUUUUUAGGUCAAUGAGAUAUGCUGUGUUUAUGGUAUUGAAUUUAUUCAGAGUUGAUGCAUAUGUACAUUGUACCAUUUAAAGGGAUGCAUAUUAGAACUAAAACCUAAUUUUUAUAGAAAGACUUGUACAAUGCAAAUUCAGAUACCUUGUAUGCUUGCGCAAUAUUGUAUUGUAUUAUUGUUUAUAUGUAUUGGUACAUCCUGUCUAUGAUCUGAACUAAAAAUAAAAAUAUAUAAUUUAAAAAAAAAAAAUUUUUUUAAUUCUUUUAUUUUUGGCGUGUCGUUGCAAUACAUUCUGGUGGGAAUAGCUGUAUAGCAUAGUACAUACAUGGCACAAUCGAGUAUAAGAAUACAUUGUGUAGUGCGGUUCGUACCUUAUUGUCUACAUUGUCACAAGCUGAAAUGUACUGUUAUUGAUGACACUUUUUGACAUUGUCACAUUAUCACAUUAAACCAUUAACCAGUUAACUGUGCGGAGGAGCGGGGGCCCCGGCCCGACGCCUCGUUGAUUUUGUCGCUUUCAGCUUGUGGUGAAUGGCGUCAACACGAGGCCCCAGCCCCCCGACGGCAUGAGAGAAAAGAGAGUAGUGGGUAGGGGGGGGAGGGGGAGGUCAGAGACCGGAGUUUCGCCCAGAUCACGCCCAGGGUUGACCAGGGGCGGCGCUGCCCUCUGCCCCGCUUUAGUUUCAUUCGUCUCUAUGCGUGGCCAUCCAGGGUUCCCACACCCUUUCAUAUGCUUUCAUGGUACCUCUCACCAGUGCCGUGAGAUGGUCCAUGACUUGGAUGUCUUAUUUUGUGUUUCACCAUACAGAUCUGUGGGAUGUCUGGUUUAAGCCAUGCCUGUGCCAUAGUGAGCCUAGCUGCCAGGGUGAUUUUACGUAGGAAUUUUUGCUCCCAUCCUUUCCAGUCUGCCAUUGGUCUGGAUAACAGGCACACCCAUGGGUCUAUGCCUAAAAUAUAUAAUUUUUACUUGCUCCUUGUGUCUGUGAAAAUGACAUUGCUGCUGUUGAUCUCAGCACUCUGCUCAAUGAGCAGCAUUUCAUUGAAUAAUGAAGUAAAGGAUGGUCCACAGGGGUAGGUGGGGUGGCGCCACCCAGUUUUUGUUGACAACAUAAAAAAUGAAAUCUAUUUUCAUUGUAAGGACUGCUGAUAAGUGUAAGUUAGAAAAAUGUCUGCCAUGAUUAUACCAGCAGUUUCUUUUAUCCCUAUUAUUGAUGACUGGAGAUGCAGCUGGUUUCAAACAGGACAUGGCAUUUCAUGUGAUUAUACAGAGCCCAACAUGUCAGGGGGGCAACACGUCUCCAUUUUAAAUUUUUUUAAAAAUGUCAGCUGCCUUUUAUUGCACCCACAGUGCCUCUAGUGGUCAUUUAAAAGCAAACUGUCACUUCUAUUAAAAUUACACAAUUGAAAAAAACUUUGAAAAUCAAUUUAUAAAUGGUGUUGAUUUUUUUUUUUUUUGUGAUUCUAUUUUUAUUCAUAACCUUUAUUCUUUCAUCGUUAUUUUUUUACUUUAUCUUUCACAGUAUCAAUAGUAUCAAGAAAUUAGCGCAUUAUUUUACAAUCUCAUAAACCAGUCCACGCACUGACUGGUUUUGGCUAUGCAAGUACCUGCUGAGCUUAAUGAUUAGUUCCUGGCCCUUCUUCAAUCCAGUCAGUACUGAUCAAAAUAUAGUAUAUGCAGUGUGCUAUUGUGUGUGUGUGUCCUCAGAAAACUGGAGGUCCAAUAAAAACCAGAUUAUGUGUAUUCAGUGUUUAUUGUAACACAGUGAUACUAGUUGUAUAAUAAAAUUUUGAUUAUUGAUGUUACAUUAUAACAUGCUCAUGUUCUAUAAGCAAGUAUAUUGAUACAAUGUUCUCUUAUUUACCAUCUACAGAGUUCAACACAUUAUUGGGAACCUUUUUCUCCAACUUCUUAUUGGAAUCCCCUUAGAACUGGUUCAUAAAGGACAUCGUGUAGGUCUAGUAUACCUGGCAGGAGUCAUUGGAGGUCAGUACUCUUCCUGUGGCCUGUAUUCUUGCUCCUCGUUAUGUGUCUGUUAAAAUGUGUUGCUUCACAAAAUCCAGAGAACUCCUAGGUCUCCACAGUAUUCUAUAUUUUGAAAAAUAGUUUUACUACAUGACUUCCCUAAUCUCAGGUAAAAUUAUAAAAAAACAACUCAUCAGCACUUUAUGAAGGAGAAACAAUCCCACAGAUUAAAUUAUUGUGUAGGAGGAAUUGUUGAAUAUAUGAUUCAUAUUCAUUUGUCCCCCCCAAAUGGAAAGAAAUAAUCUGUGCUAUAAAAUAUUUAAAGGUUCCUAUUUGAAUCAUUAGUUAUACAUAGCAUAUCAGAUAAAAAAAGAUGCACGAGUAACGUUUUUCCUAAUUUUUGGCUUAUCACUAGGAUCCCUGGCCAGUUCCAUUUUUGACCCUCGUAAAAAUCUGGUUGGUGCUUCUGGUGGUGUCUAUGCUUUAAUAGGUGGUUAUUUUAUGAACGUGAUAGUGGUGAGUAUAUUUUUCUGCUACUCAUAAUGGAGACAGAUUAUUUGUUGUUUCAAGUCCUCAAUAGAAAGCUUAAACCAUAUAUUUAAAGUAAACUCAGAAAAUAUUGAACUAUUUCCCUUAUAUUUUCAUACUGACACAUCCAUCAACAACAUACUGUGUUUUCAACCAUUCUCUACAGCUAGUUAAAGCUCCCUUUAAAACUAUGAAAAUAAUUGCUGAAAAUGUAAUAUGUUUUAAAAACAAUUCAUGGCUCUUCUCCAGUGUGUGCUUAUGAUUUAAAAUACUUUUGUACUAGGGUAUAAUUAAUGCCUGCCCUGAAACAUUGAUCGAUAAUUAGUACCUUUACAUCAGGAGGCAUGGCAGUCAGAUCUACGUAAGCUUACGCUUGAGUCUUUGUUCCUGUUUGGAAUAGGUUUUUCUGUUAUAUAGAGACUUUUAUAAGUGUCUUGAAUUGUCAUAGAUGUACUGAUUGUUUUAUUCAGUGCAUAUUCAAUUCUAUAGCAUUAAAGAACACUCAAAGGUGCCUGUCACAGCCUUUAACACCAUAAACACGUCACGUCUCUUGUGGUUAUACUGCUUGUAACAGGAAUUGGGUAGAUUGGUCACGAGCUUGGAAUUGAGGCUUUGCCCGCAACCUCAUCCAUCUCUUCUCCACUGGCACCUGAGACCACCACCACAAUUCUUUACGGUAAGAUCUUGUGUCUGCCCAGAAGAGCAGCAGAUAUUGCCUGUUCUGACUGCCUUUUCUUAUAGGAAAGUAAUAAUUCCUAUGAGUGCUCCUGACAGUCUUUACAAAGACACUUUUGGCUCAUAGGCCCAAUUGAUUAAACUUUCCACACACGUAGACAGACUUUGUCACAAUGCCUUCCUUGAAUAACAGACAACACUCCUGUUCAGGUGGCAAGCAUAUCCCCAAAAUACUUUAUUUACCACAAGGACUAGCCUCCAGCACACAUAAUUCACGUUAUCGUGAGACAUGCAAACAGAAGCAAAUCUAUGCAAAUUCCCUAGCUUAAACCUAUUCACAAGAAUUAUAAUAGAGAAGGAAGUGACACUCUCAGAAAACCUUCCUGUUACUAUAAGUGUUUAUUUAGGUUGUUUACAAGCUAUAAAUAUGCUUUGCUCGCUGACUUAGGAGGCAUGAACCUUUUUGUUCUUUUGAACAUUGAUACAGUUAUUUAUCUCACAUUGUCAGUCUGUGCUUCAUCUUUGAAGAAAAAUGUUUGUAUAGUCCUCACAUGGAACUUUAAAGCAGAUGUUUUUUUAAGGCAGCAAUCUGGAAAAAGGACAGAUACAAAUAUUUUGUAUUUGGGUAUGGACUGUCCCGUUAAUGUAUGUCAAACUCCAAACCCAACAGGAACACACCCAACACGAGUGAUGGAGGUCACACCCUGCAUCCCAUCAUUUCACAUUCUAAUUAAUAGGUGGCUCUAACUGCUUCUACUGUUUGGGUUCGGUGCAUGCUGAUGCCAGUUUGAAAUAUAAAAACAAAUGGGCAUUCGCGAAAAUAUAUACUUUUUUUUUUUCCAAAAAUUUUAAACUACGUUCACAUCAGCACACUAAUUCCACAUACAUAUUUGCAUAUAUGGGCUUAAUGUUUAAAUAGUGUAAUAUGGAAAAAAAAUUCUAAGUGGCAAAAAACCCCCAUCUUUCUUAAACAAAUUGAUACUGCCAGUAUAAGUACUUACUGUAUUGGAAGUAGUCUUAAUUCACCGGGGUGGAACUCUUUACAGUGUUUACACUAAAGGUCGAUUAUUUUUCUUGUUCUAUAUUCAUGAUUGCCAUACAUUAUAUUUGAGCACAAAACCUCUAAAAUAAAAAAAUAGGUUUGCUAAAGCUAGAAUAAAUUAGUUCUAUUAUUUCAAUAUAUUUAUAUUAAUCUAUAGUAGAAAUAAAGCUAAGUUUUAACCAUGUUCUCUUUAUCACAAGCCUAUCAUUAUUACUCUAACCUGCAUCACCGGCUUAUCCUCAAACCUCUCUGCUGGCUGUGACAUCAGCCUAGAGGACCCUAUUUUGGUUACCUUGUCUAGUCUUAAACCGACCUACCAAAUACCUUAAUUCUACAAAUGCCAAUACUAAUACCCUAAAAUAGGAAGUCUAUGUGCCCUAAUUGUAAACCUUUUGUAAAACCUAUCAAAAGUACUAGUCUAUUGUGAAAUGACAUAGCAACGAUGUUGUGUACUAAAAGAAAAGCAAGGUGUAGUGUUUUACUGCGUUUUGCAGCUUUGUCAAAAAAGCAACAAAAACAAUGCUAGUUUGUCACGUUAAGAUUGCUAGGGUUUUAAAUUCCUGUUGUAAUCAUUUAAUAGAUUCACUAGGACAUAUCACCAAUUAAACUUUCUCCAAUAGUAAACCGUAGGUGUACCUACACCUAAUUACACUUGGAUACCAUGUAUCCUUAAAAUAAAGGGAUUAAGGAGCUGGGUUAUUGGGAAAUUAUGGGAUCUCAUAUUUGUGCUUUGCCCAGGGCAUCACAAAGUCUUGAGCUGCCCCUGAUAGUUGUGCCCAGUCUAUAGAAGAGCUAUGCUAAUUAUUUACUUUUUAAAAAAUAUAUAUAUAAAUGGCAGCUUUACCUGACAAGUGGAUCAUAACAUUUUUUUACAAAUGUAAAAAAUUGUUGAAAUAAAAUGUAAUGUCGCUUAAAAUGAACUACUUUGGGCACAGAGCUUCAUCAGAUAUUUCUGAACGAAUUACUUUAUCUUGUAUAGUGGAAAGCUGGUAGCUAAUCUGCAAAUUUAAAACCAUAGCUGCUGGAGGGCUAACACUAUCAAAAUCAAACCGGACAGCCUUAGGAUCUCAGGAACCAUGGCAGUGGUUGGGUGACAGUGCAAGGAAGAGACCUGCAUCCACCAACAAAACCAGCCAUCCUUUCUUAGAAAAAAGGUGGAUGUCUCUCUGUAUAUAAUUUAUUUAUUUAUUAAACAAAUAUGUGCAUUAUUUCUUUAUUUAAAAUAUGACAUUAUGCAGCAAGGGUGAGCACUGGGUGUGGCGCUACUAUGAUUUCCACCUAAGUGAUACCUCCUCAGAGAGCUAUUCUGCAAAGCACCCAAACUAAUUGGCUCUUAACUAGAGUUGAUUGAACCCGGACUGUAAAGUUCAGGUUCGUACUGAACAUUAAGUUUUUUGGACCCCGGACCCGAACAUGGACAUAUCACUGUAUGUUCGGGUUGGAGUUUGGUGUUCGGCAAUUUAAUGGCGCGUUUUGAAAGGCUACAGGCACCCAAUCAACAAGCGUUUGACUCGUGUGCCCUUAGAAGCCAUCACAGCCAUGCCUACUAAUGGCAUGGCUGUGAUUGGCCAGUGCAGCAUGUGACCCAGCCUCUAUAUAUAAGCUGGAGUCGCGUAGCGCCGCACGCACAUGAGGUCUUAUUAGUGUAGGGACAGGAUGCUGCCGCUGUGAGGGACAGCUUAAGAAAGAAUUCUGCAAACUAAUACAUUAGUGGGGUGCACUUCAUAUCUGAGAGUCAAAUAGAAGAGCCAAAUAGUGUGCUUACAGCACAGUUGUAAAAAUUCUAAUUGUUUUACUGCUAAUCUGCUAAAUAGUACAUUUUGGGGGUGCACUUCAUAUCUCAGAGUCAAACAGAAGCGUCAAAUAGUGCGCUUACUGCGCAGUUGUAAACACUCUAAAUGUUUUGCUGCUAAAGUGCUAAAUAGUAAAUUUUGGGGCCUGCUCUUCAUAUCUGAGAGUCAAAUAGAAGCGUCUAAUAGUGCGCUUACUGCACAGUUGUAAAAAUUCUAAUUGUUUUGCUGCUAAUCUGCUAAAUAGUACAUUUUGGGGGUGCACUUCAUAUCUGACAGUCAAAUAGAAGCGUCAAAUAUGAAUAUAACAAUAUUGUAAUUCGGGGGCAAUACCCUCACAAGUCAAACUGAGAGGUCAGUUUAUAGGGAAAACUGUUGCCUGGAUACAAUUCUAAAACAAUUCCCAUAUGUCCUUUGCAGAGUUUACAUGCUGGAAAAACACAGAUGCCAACUGCUGUGGCUUUCUGCAGUGUGCAGACCGGCAAGGAGGGCAGUGUUGAGGAGUGGGUGGAAGAUGAUGUGGAGGAUGAUGAGGUCCUAGACCCCACAUGGAAUCAAGGUCAUGCGAGUGACGUGUGCAGUUUGGAGGAAGAGGCACUGGUCGCACAGGGGCACCAGCACAGUAUAAGAGGGAGCAAGGUGCAAAAGCGGUCGUCGGCAUGUAUUGGCUCGAGAAUUACCAGUUAUCCAAGUAAUACAUGUAGCGAUCAAAGGAUCCAUAAUAAAGUUGAGCGAACCCAAACUGCAAAGUUCGGGUUCGUACCACAUUUAACGAUCCAUUCGUAGUUUCACAGUCAGGUGGGCAGUCUGGUGACCGGGACCCAGACACUGUCUGGGCGGCAGUCGGAUGGCCGGGACCCAGUAUGCCUGAUGUUGAAGUUAGGAGUCACAGUGUGGAAUGGAUUAGCAGGGUCUGGUGCAGGGUAACCGCACGCCCCCUGGUGUUGAGCACCAGCGUUUGUGCGGCCACAUACCAGAACCCUGAUGCAGCUUCAGUAAAAAGAGUACUGGAUACCAGAAGCCAUCACUAGACUGAUCCGCAACUUGGAACAGGAUGUGACAUUCACUGUAGCGUCUGUGCGCACUUUCUGCGUCUCACCCUGCUGCUGCUCGCCUGUCUGCGUUGCAGCAUAUCUUCGGCCUUCCCGCUCACCACUUCAUAUGCGACGUGCCCACAAGGCCACCUUGCACAUGCUGGAGAGACUGCGAGCAGCAGCAGGCGAUAGUGGAGUUUCAGCUGUAGUUGAUCAGAGUUAAAGGAAUUCAAGUGGACUCAUUACAAUUACAGGGUCUCUAAAGAGUCCUGUAUUGUUAUUUGACGUCACUACCUUCCCGCGUCGGGAGUGGGUCAUUUGCGCACCUGCUGCCUUCCUUGCAUGCGGUAGCCGUUUCUCAGAUUCCCUCUCCGUAAUCCAACCCUGAUUCCCCGUUACCCGUGGUCACCAUGGUAGGCGCAGAAACCGGCAUCGAACAUUGAUAUGGAUGACAUCCGAAUGCAAAGUCGCCGUCACGUGGAUGUGCGAUUGGCUCGAGGUUCUCUAGAGUCAACAAAGUGCCUGCGCAACUAUAAUGUCAACAGCUACUCUGCUACUAUGUCCCAAUAUUUUGGGGGAUACCCCAAUUAAAAAACCUAUGGGUCAAUUAGUAUAAACUAUGUACACAAUAGCAGAAGCUUGUGAAUGCCUUUUCUCCAUGCAUCAGGAGUUGAGCAUUUCUCCAUGCAUCAGGACUGCAAGAAAUGCACUGCAGGCUGCAAAUGCUUCUUUUUUUAAAUGUCCCAAUAUUUUUGGGGCUACCCCAAUAAAAAAAAAAAAAAAAAAAAUAUAUAUAUAUAUAAAAAAAACAGUGCUGGGUACCUCCUCCACCGCCGCGCUUCCACCUACACCGCCACGGUCACUGCCUCCUCAACCUAUGGGUCACUUAGUAUAAACUAUGUACACAAUAGCAGAGGCUUGUGAAUGCCUUUUCUCCAUGCAUCAGGAGUUGAGCUCAGUUUGAACAAUGAAAGAGAAUACCCUGGACUCCAACCCUCUCUCAAAUGGAUAAUUCUGGUUAUCAUCCUGACAGCCAUGCUUUAGAUUUUGAUUUAUGUUCUUCUUAAGCUAAAAUCAAAGAUUCCAUCUAGUGCUAUUUUAUGGCUCGGCUGUAUUUUAAAUUUUUAUGUUAUUGUAAGUGAUUUCCCUAUCCACGUUUGUUUGCAGGACACUUGUCCUACUCUUACCCCCGUUUUACUUGCUUUUGCAGCCCUCUAGCCCUUUCCAGGAGAUUUUUGACUUCAAUGGGGUUUGGGUUCAGGGUCAAGUUCGAGCAAGAACCCGGACUUUUUUUCAAAGUUCUGCCGGACCCGAACAUCCAGGUGUCCACUCAACUCUACUCUUAACAUCACAUUCUCUCAGCAAGGGUUUCUAUCAGGAAAAAACACUCUUCAGAUGGAUGCCUUUACAAUGAAACAAUGACAAGUCAUAAAGGUUCAAUUCCAGCUAAACUUAACUAUAGCUUACUUAUAUAAAAUUAGUUAUAAUCUGAUUGACAUUUGCACAUCCAUAUAUUGAGUUAAAACACAUUUACACUUACAAGUAAAACUGUACUGAGUAAAAUGUAAACUGUUUCCAUUUUCUUUCUAGAAUUUCGGAAGUAUGGUGCCGCUAUUUGGGAUAUUUCGAAUUUUAUUGAUUGUACUAAUAGGUAUGUUUUUAGUGUAUGAAUCAAAUUCUCCAAUGCCUCAUUUUAACAUUAGUUUCUUUUGCACAGUUUUAUAAUAUGUAUGCCAUGCAGAAAAAAACCGAAAUAAUAAUGUGCGCCACAUCCUUUGUUACUGUUGCCUCUUGAAGUCAUAGUGACAUUUUCAUAUUGUUGUAACAGAUCAGAAGUAUUGUCUGUCCAUGACAGGUGUCCUAACACUGUAAUCUCUGAUCCUGAUAAUAACUAAUACUGUCUGACCAUGACAAGGGUUGGUUCUAGCACUGUAAUCUCUGAUAUGGAUAACGAAUACUGUCUGACCAUGACCCUGGUUCUAGCGCUGUAAUCUCUGAUACGGAUAACGAAUACUGUCUGACCAUGACAAGGGUUGGUUCUAGCACUGUAAUCUCUGAUAUGGAUAACGAAUACUGUCUGACCAUGACCCUGGUUCUAGCGCUGUAAUCUCUGAUACGGAUAACUAAUACUGUCUGACCAUGACAUGGGUUCUAAUACUGCAAACUUUUCAGUUGCUGACAGUAAUGUUACUCUUGAAUUUCCUUUUGUACAGUUGGAACAGAUGUAGGAUUUGCCCUUUACAGAAGAUACAUUGUCCAUGAUACUGAAUUACAGGUCAGUCUGAUUUAUUUGCUUUUGUAAAUGUAAGCUUGAAAGAGUAAACAUGUAGGGGUUUAUUCACUAAAAAGUGAAGUGUACUGAGUGGGUAACCAACACGCACAAUUUAUAGUGUUGUUUCCUAAACUCCAUACUGGCACAUUUGAGACUAAAUUAUACACUAUAGAUAAAUUUAAGAAUUUGCUAUAUUGGCCUGUUAAAUUUUUACUUUGCAACAAACAUCUGAGGAGCAGAGGUGAAAAAGCCCUUUUCAAAGGCAUUCUAUAAAGGGACUUUGGUCUAAAAUAUCCCUUUAUUAGCUAUGUCUAGUUGAUGUUAAUCAAUUAUAACUUGCUAAUGUAAAGCUAUAAUUAUUAUGGUGGAUUUGUCAGUGGACAACAGAUUCCCUAGUAAUGCACAUUAUGUUGCUAGUACCAAAGGUUGAGAAAAGAUAGUGGUAGCAAGCAUUGCAUUGAUAUUUUUGUUUUGAUAUAAAAUUGAGGGUUCUGGUAUGAAAUAUUCUAUCAGAUUGGUUAAUAUCAAUAGCACUGGUAUUCAGCGCACUGUAAUUGCUGUUAUGAGUCAAAGUGUAUGAGACCGACUAAACAUGUUGCUUUGUGCCAGAAUAAUAUUAGAAUUGAGUUACAGACAUCUCUCCAUUCACAUGCUUAUGCUCUGACAAUGAAGCCAUUGUGUAGGUGUCAUACUGCAGGGGGCACCUUAUGUGUCAGUUUGGCAGGGCAAAUCCUAUAAGCGGUGGGCAGAAAUAUGUCAGCUGUGAUGUUGCUGGAGUGACUGCCGGUAUUUAAUAGAAAUGCAGUUUAUAGUUUAACAUCUCUUAAUAUACAAUUAACAUAUUUUAUUAAAAUUGCAAACCACAAAAAUGAACACAAUUUAGUUAAGAUGCUAACAGAGUAAUGUAUAUAACUUAUUUGGGUUGAUAAGCAUGGUGUGUCAUAUUUGCUUCCUAUAAAUCAACUAUAUUUUAAUGCCUUCUGCUGAAUUUCAUUCAGACAAAGCAAAACAUUUGCACAUUUACUGUACAUGGUAAAUACAAAGAAACAUACUACAUUAGGAGACCGAUCAUGACUAAAAAUAUCAUCCUUGUAUGUCUUCAUUCUAUAAUUCAAAAUGAAAUUUAGAAAAUGAUUAAGAUCUCACAUGGUCCUAGGCAUGUUUUCAGUCCCCCCCUUUCAUUCAAUUACAGGUCAGUCUGGUAAAUGGGGCCAGUAAAUUCCUAGUUCUGGGCUCCUGACUAACUCUUGAGCCCUAGGCUAGGCAGUUGCCAAGGCUCGACUUACAGUUAUUCCUGCUCUGAUGAAAUACAAACCUCCUAGUUGAUUUGAAAGUCAUCUUCGUUAGAAGAUUGGAGUACUGCUGCUUUACCGUGUUUUCUAAUGUGACCUAUAUUUUCAUUUCUAGGUCUCUUUCGUUGCUCACUUUGCAGGAGCCAUGGCUGGAAUGUCUAUUGGUUACACCGUAUUCACCUGCUUUGACAAAAACUUAAUCAAAGACCCCAGAUUCUGGAUUUGUAUUGCGGCUUAUGUUGCCUUUCUGAUUUUUGCUGCUCUUUUUAAUAUCUUCUUCUUUUCAGCAUAUUGAAUUGUGAAAGAGUCCAAGAAAAAGGCAGAACUAAAUUUAUGAACAAUGUUGUGUGUAUAAUCUUUUCCUUGGAUGUAUAGUCUUGGAACACUAUAUUGUAUGGAAGAUAUGCAUGACAUAUAAGCGAAGGUUUCAUCCAUUUAGUCUCACUUUCGUGGUCUCUUUCUACUGUUAUGCCAUAGUUACCAAGUUAACUUGCAGCCAAGGUUAGUCUGAGUUUGACAAUUUCUACAAACACAAUAUAAUGCAGGGAACACUCAUGUGCAAUAUCAUCUCUACAAAAAAAUAUUGGUGGCUUCAAUCAUAAUUUUGAUAUAUAUUAUAAGGAAACUAUAAACCUUUUUUUUUUUUAUAACAAAAUAUGAACUUGUCUGAAGUUGGCAUCUUACCAGCCUCUGGGAGAAACCUUAACUACAUUAUGUGUCUGAGUGUCAGUAUUAUGACUAACAGCCUCUAAUCCAUUUCCUUCCUAAAUUAUUUUUAAAAAAUUAUAAAAAAAAAAAAAAACAACCCCAAAUAGAUGGGAAAUACAACUCUAAAAGAUCAGCUAAAUGUACAAAGUGUAGUUCCAGAUUGUUCCUUAUACAGUGUUUUGUGGUAACAAAGUUGAGCAAUUUGUGCCAAAUUUGCUGCAUUGUACAAAAUCGUCAUCUUUUCCAAGUUUCCACUGUGGCCUAAAUUUUUUCAGUCAGGGUGCUAUAUUUCCCCAGCUCUGAACACAACCCUACUUACUAUAGUAACACAAUGUAUGUUACACAUGAGUACACAGAUGCUCAUUUAUGGCCUAAAAGGGAACUUAUUUAAAAAAACAAACAAAAAAAAAAAACUAUUGUAAUAACCAUACAAAACUAUGUGUAUUUUAUUAGCCUGGCAUGUAUACUUUCCUAUACAUUAAUCCUUUUUCUUCAUGUUCCUGAAGUAACCAAAGAGAGUUAUCUAAAAUAACAUUAUUUAAAAAGUGAUGCUGAUCUAAAAAUGGAGAAAUCCCCAUUGAAGCCAGCAGAAUCUUCCUGUUGAUUCUAUAAGGUUCCAUGGUUAUUACUCCAUAUUUGUACUUUUUUACACAUUUUCUGUAAGCAAUACUUUUAUAUCUUUUAAAUCUCUCAAUUUUGCAAAAAACUAAACAAAAGACGAUUAAAAAAAACACAACAAAAAAACCUUCAUCUGUUAAAAUAUGCAAAUAAUUUAAAUCCAUGAAGUUUUGCACGGUAUGUGAUUGUGCCCAUUGUCUCUAAAGGUGUAUAUUAUAUCAUUGGUGCACUUAUAAAGAGUACGGCCACAAGUGCAUCCAUUGGCUUUUCUAGAAGUACAUAUACAUGUUAAUGUUGGUGUCAAAAAUUCCUAUAGCGACACAUUGAGUGUGAAUUCAGCUCCUGCUUAACCCCUUAAGGACACAUGACAUGUGUGACAUGUCAUGAUUCACUUUUAAUCCAGAUGUUUGGUCUUUAAGGGGUUAAAUAUUCAUCAACGUUAUCCAGGUACCAGCAGAGCCCCUAUCCGAUUCUUUCAAUAUACAUCUAAAUAUGAACUGCUAUGAUUGCUGGUUACACGCCCAGAAUGCUCUGAGAGCAGGUUAGUAGUUUGACAUAUCUAACAGUAGUCAUCCAUGAGCUAAGACAGGAAGGUUGGAAGAUAAGAAAGAGAAACGUUUUCUCCCUCCCUCCUCGAACCAAACUCUGCAACAUACAAGAUAUCGACAGACGUUAUCAGUUUGAAAUAGAUUAAUUUUUAUAGUGAGUGAUCACUUGGUCACUUUACACAUGGACCAAGGGUUCUAGAAAUUAACUUGUCCAUAUUAUUCAAGCAGGAAUGUUCAAAUCAUGGGGGUAAGCAAAUUGUGGUCCAUUAGAUAUUCGAAGAUGCAUUUUAUUCUAUGUUGUAGCACAUUGGCCAGUGAGUGGAUCCAUGUUUACAUACUAUACUAUAACACGUCUACGCUCUAUCCCACAAGUAAUGUCUAUGGAAUGUUUGCUGCAACUGUUUUCUUAACGGAGCAUGUGCAAAUUCAGGUCCUCAAAGCUUCAACCUUUAAAAAAAAAUAAUAAUAAAAAAAAAUUUACGCUUUGUCUCUCUACAGUGACACUAAAGGGUUAUGUUAGAGGAGUUUGGUAUUUCUGCUUCUGCAUAGCAGUUCCUUAAAUAAACUACGGGAAGGAUUCGUUUCAUUCUUGUCUGUUUUAGGAGGAUUUUUUUUUUCUGAUAGGAACAUUUUGAAUCAAAAUACAUUGAUUUUCUAUUUUUACAUUAGUGCAUUUUUUGUUAUUGGGUAUAUAAAGACUUAAAAUUGUAAAAAAAACAAAAAAAAAACCAUAAAACUGCUGUGUGGCAUUAUCUCAAGCCCCAAUACAUGUGUGUUUGAAAUAUCUUUUUUUUACUCUUUUACUGAAAAUGCCCCAAUAAAAAGGAAAUUUGAUAAUAUUCUAUUUUUUUUAAAAUUGUAUUAGGAUUGGGAAAAUUUGCAACAAAUGUGAAUAUUAGACCAGACUACCUGGAUUGGAAAGAAUCUUUAACUAUUUAUUUUUUUCCCAAUUUAUUAUUUUGGCUUUAAAUGUAAAUAGCCAUUUUGAUGUUACUUAACAAAUUCCAGUUUAAUGAUUAAUCCUGUUAUUGUCAGUAUGACACGUGUUACAUUAAAAGGGGGACUGUCAUUUCCAAGCUUUUUCAAUAUUCUGUUCAUUUAUCCCUACAUUUAAAGGACCACUCUAGGCACCCAGAC